AUGAAGAAGCCAGAGGAUGACAUGGCAUUAUGUCCAUAUUAGGGCGUGUAGUUAGACUGUCACUUUCUCACCAAGAGUGGCACUUUAACAUGCUGCCCAGUUACCUCUGGCACCUCCACUAAAUGUUUCCAUGGCUUUAUAUGGACGAGCCCCAGCAUCAAACAUUCUAUCCAGAGAGAGGCAGAGAGAGAGAGGGAAAGAAAGAGAGGAGUUGAACACAAUAUGCGUCAGCAACAUCACCUUUGAUGUUUGCAAGGCUUUCUUUCUUGCGCUAUCUUUCCCUUUCUCUGCCUCUGUUCAGCUCAUUUCUCCUGCACAUCUGUCCUAUUUAGGCAUUGACAUGAUACAAUCUGGAUCCCUGGAAGAACUCCAUCGUAGAAAGAGAAAGAGGGGGAAAACCUGUCUGGUGUUCUGUCCUCCCCUGCAGAUGUCAGGACUCCUCAUCCCCCCUUUCUAGAGAGAGCGAAAGAGAAAAAUAGAGAGAGAGAGAGCAAGAGAGAGCAGUAAACGAAGGCCACUGGUGGUGGCUCCUCUAUUCCUAGUCUCUAGUGGUACACCGUAUACCCGGGGUAUUGGGGAAAAAGCCAUGGGUUGGUUUUUCAAUACCGUCAAAACUAUUUAUUUGAAGUUCUUCAAUUAAUGUUCAUAUUUGUAGCUACAUUUUAAAUAAAUACCAGCAGUCAACUUGUGCAAUACGUUAGGAGAUAAAGCAGAUUGCGUUCUUCAUUUCACCUUACCGUAGUUCCCAGUUGAGCCAGUCAUGUGUUUGUUUGUAAAUAGCACAACGGGAGAAAGCAGGAGCUGGUGAGUCCAUAGCGUUCUACAUCUAUCUAUUGGUUAGUCUUUAUUGUGCGGUGCACAUGAGGUGAUGAAGUUACACUUGUAUGCAAUUCACUACUAAAUGUUUGCCAUCAGAUAUCUUAUAAUGGCUUUCUGCCAGACGUGGUCCUCUGUAGCUCAAUUGGUAGAGCAUGGCGCUUGUAACGCCAGGGUAGUGGGUUCGAUCCCCGGGACCACCCAUACGUAAAAAUGUAUGCGCACAUGACUGUAAGUCGCUUUGGAUAAAAGCAUCUGCUAAAUGGCAUAUUAUAUUAUAAAGAGAUCUGGAUAAGUUAUCUGUACAGCUGACAUUUCUUACCUGUGCUUCCUACUAGUGUUUUUUCUCCUCUGUUCUCCCCUCUGCUCAGUGUACACAUUCUGCUUUUCCUUCAGAAAAGCAUGCAUCACAACUUUGUUCAGUUGCACAAUUUCUGUCGUUGACAUUCGCUUGUAAAUAUCCACACUCACCGAAAAUUACAUUUGGUAGCUACUAGCUAUGCUUGUAUAACUUUAUGAGCUGGAUUUGCCUGUCUUUGCAAUUAGUUUGUUAGUUUUCGCUCGUUAGCAUUUAGCUACUGGUGUCUAUGUGAUUUAGCUUUUACCUGUACUAAUUUCUUGGAACAGCGUUUUGGACAAACCCAACCCAUGGCUUGGCCUGGUGUAAAGCUCUCUCACAACCUCUCGCCUCUUCCUCUCUCCUCACAGUAAAAACUGUUCCAUGCAUUAGAGUAGACAUUAAUCCGGUUGCUUCAGAACUUCAUAGUGCCAGGAUCCUCUGAGCCUUCUGGAUUUCCAUGUCUCAUUAAAUGAACAAAACAAUGUGUUUUAUCUCCAACCACACCCCCUGGCCACUCUCUCUCUCACUCUCCUCACAGUGAAACUGCAGGGUAAAGGUAAUACGAUGUGUAAAUCCUGUGAUUUCAAUCAAAUGAACUAAAGGAAAGUCAGUCAAGUCAUUCCCCACUGGGCUGUUCUGGGCUGUUCUCUACCCAUAGAUCCUGAUAUACAUCAUCCCUCACCCUUUGACCUGGAAGAAUUUAGAAACAGAACAUCCUAAGCCAGCAAUGUACAGUGCAUUGUAAUGUAUUUAAAUUGUAAUGUACAGUGAGGGAAAAAAGUAUUUGAUCCCCUGCUGAUUUUGUACGUUUUCCCACUGACAACGACAUGAUCAGUCUAUAAUUUUAAUGGUAGGUUUAUUUGAACAGUGAGAGACAGAAUAACAACAACAAAAUCCAGAAAAACGCAUGUCAAAAAUGUUAUAAAUUGAUUUGCAUUUUAAUGAGGGAAAUAAGUAUUUGACCCCUCUGCAAAACAUGACUUUGUACUUGGUGGCGAAAACCUUGUUGGCAAUCACAGAGGUCAGACGUUUCUUGUAGUUGGCCACCAGGUUUGCACACAUCUCAGGAGGGAUUUUGUUCCACUCCUCUUUGCAGAUCUUCUCCAAGUCAUUAAGGUUUCGAGGCUGACGUUUGGCAACUCGAACCUUCAGCUCCCUCCACAGAUUUUCUAUGGGAUUAAGGUCUGGAGACUGGCUAGGCCACUCCAGGACCUUAAUGUGCUUCUUCUUGAGCCACUCCUUUGUUGCCUUGGCCGUGUGUUUUGGGUCAUUGUCAUGCUGGAAUACCCAUCCACGACCCAUUUUCAAUGCCCUGGCUGAGGGAAAAUCACCCAAGCUUUGACGGUACAUGGCCCCGUCCAUUGUCCCUUUGAUGCGGUGAAGUUGUCCUGUGCCCUUAGCAGAAAAACACCCCCAAAGCAUAAUGUUUCCACCUCCAUGUUUGAUGGUGGGGAUGGUGUUCUUGGGGUCAUAGGCAGCUUUCCUCCUCCUCCAAACACGGCGAGUUGAGAUUAUGCCAACGAGCUCGAUUUUGGUCUCAUCUGACCACAACACUUUCACCCAGAUCUCCUCUGAAUCAUUGGCAAACUUCAGACGGCCCUGUAUAUGUGCUUUCUUCAGCAGGGGGACCUUGCGGGCGCUGCAGGAUUUCAGUCCUUCACAGCGUAGUGUGUUACCAAUUGUUUUCUUGGUGACUAUGGUCCCAGCUGCCUUGAGAUCAUUGACAAGAUCCUCCCGUGUAGUUCUGGGCUGAUUCCUCACCGUUCUCAUGAUCAUUGCAACUCCACGAGAUGAGAUCUUGCAUGGAGCCCCAGGCCGAGGGAGAUUGACAGUUAUUUUGUGUUUCUUCCAUUUGCGAAUAAUCGCACCAACUGUUGUCACCUUCUCACCAAGCUGCUUGGCGAUGAUCUUGUAGCCCAUUCCAGCCUUAUGUAGGUCUACAAUCUUGUCCCUGACAUCCUUGGAGAGCUCUUUGGUCUUGGCCAUGGUGGAUUUUUUGGAAUCUGAUUGAUUGAUUGCUUCUGUGGACAGGUGUCUUUUAUACAGGUAACAAGCUGAGAUUAGGAGCACUCCCUUUAAGAGUGUGCUCCUAAUCUCAGCUCGUUACCUGUAUAAAAGACACCUGGGAGCCAGAAAUCUUUCUGAUUGAGAGGGGGUCAAAUACUUAUUUCCCUCAUUAAAAUGCAAAUCAAUUUAUAACAUUUUUGACAUGCAUUUUUCUGUAUUUCUUUGUUGUUAUUCUGUCUCUCACUGUUCAAAUAAACUUACCAUUAAAAUUAUAGACUGAUCAUUUCUUUGUCAGUGGGCAAACGUACAAAAUCAGUAGGGGAUCAAAUACUUUUUUCCCUCACUGUACAUAUGUAAUGUUCAUUAUCUAAUCCAGUACAGAUUGGUCUGUAAUGUACAGUCUGUUUUACUAUAUCCACUUCCUUUGUAGUUCCCCGAUGCACAUUCUUCAGAAAUGUCUAGACCAGUUUAGACUUCAGUCGUUACAUAACAUACAUAGCUAUAACUCCAAGGUGUUACAUUCAAACCCCUAGAGGAUGGCUACUUUUGUCCUCCCAGGCAUAACACUGCCUAGCUUCAACACCCAACCCUGUGCUGUACAUACCCUCCAUAAUGGAGAAUGGAUUUGGAUAUCAUUGACAUCGUCACAUUGUUAUCCUAAUAAAGUAUCAAAUUCUCAUCCAUACAGCCCAUAUGAUGAUGAUUCAGAGCUUGUGGCUUUGCCGGGGCUUUGUAGCCCUUUAACAAGCAUCAAUACAGAGAGAUGCUAGAGGUGCUCAGCAGUACCAUCAGAAGGGCCAGUACUAAUUGGAGCUGGACUGACUGGGUAGGUCUUAUCUCUGGGAUGAAUUAUGCUCUGCAGUGAAUUGCAUCCAACAUAAUAAGGCAUUAUAAUGUCUGAGCCCCGGCCGUUACUCAGAAUGGAGCGAUUGUGGAGGCGGAGGGGUUUGCCAGAAUGCCCCACCCACCCACCCACCAGUAACCCCCUAACCCCCUAACCCCAACCCCCCAGAUAGCACAGCGCCAGAGUGUCUAGGGAUUCAACCAGAACCAGACCUGAUAUUAAUUUAAUGCUUUACAUUGAUAUAGCACGUUUCACUAGGUCUGAGUACAUUAGCUACAUUGAUAUAGUACCUUCAUAAGCUGUGUCUUAACAGUUUGAUUUUGUGUGUGUGUGUGUGUGUGUUCCCAGGUGCGUGUGAGGGGACCCUGGCCUGUUCCACCUGUCAUGUGAUCCUGGAUCAGAAGGUGUACAACCAGCUGGGGCCCAUCACUGAUGAGGAGAAUGACAUGCUGGACCUGGCCUUUGGCCUCACUGACACGUGAGUCACACACACAUACACACUCAUUCCAAAACACACAUUGGUGGGAAGAUGAUUCUGGCCUAUUAAAGGCCUCACAGACAAAUGAGUGACAUGCUUGCUGAUGCAUACACAUCACAUACUAUAUACUCUCUCCCACACACACACAGAACACCUAUGAACAUGUUGAGCCUGGCCCACAGCUUAAUCUGCUGAUAAAUCACAUUAUUUCAGGUAGGCUUCCAGCCAAUAGAGAUCAAGAGGUUCAGUUGCCGGGUGACAUGAGCAGAUUAAAGAGAGAACCACAGUUUGACUAAUUUAGGAUGAUUGUUUCUUUCCAAUUCACUUCACAUUAGAAUAUAAUUAGUUAGGUAUGAAAAGGGUACUAAUUCCCCUCAGGUGACAAAUCAAAUCAGUAUGAUUAUAAUGCAUAUCAAAUGUGUGUUUUCUCCUUGUAGUUGAGACUCUUGUCUGUCUGUAACAUUUAUUUGUCAUUUAUUUGUCAUGUAACCUGGUCAAGGCCAGAGUUUUCCCCUGGCUGACCUUUCACAUGUCUAACAUGAUUCUCUAGAACACAUCAAUACCAGACACUGACUGAGGGUUUCUCUACUAAUGAGGAUGUGCUUCACCCACAUGGCUCCUAUCCCAGUUUAAGACAAACAGUUUACACAGUAACUCACACAUUUGGAAUGAUAACAUAACAUGUUACGUAAGGUCUAUUCACUUUUUCUAAGACUUGGUGUUUGCUUUAACUGUCUGUAGCAUCAAAUUAGAUUUUUGUAGAUUUUUCUUUUAUAAAUGAUUUUGUCACAAAGUGCAUGACACCAGCCUGGGCCUUAACCCCAAAAGAGCCAAACCAAGGUGCUAGUGGGAAGGGAAUAGAUUUGACCACAUGGUUCCCUGUUAAUAAAGUGUGUAUAAUGACCUUGUCCCUGUACCUGCUGUCUUCGGUCCUGCAGGUCUCGUCUGGGUUGCCAGGUCUGCCUAUCCAGAGAUCUGGAGGGCAUAACGGUCCGUGUGCCAGACGGGGUGAACGACAUGCGGCGGUCUGAUGAUGCUGGACCUACACUGUAA
Messenger RNA from Coregonus sp. 'balchen', 5538 nucleotides. Lineage: Eukaryota; Metazoa; Chordata; Actinopteri; Salmoniformes; Salmonidae. The record is from the annotation of a GenBank genome assembly.